UUCCUGGGAGCCAUGCUGUCAGCCCCACUAAUCCCACAGCAUCUUGUGUCAGCAAGCAACAGCAAUGAGCUACCUCUAAAUCUUAAUAAUGCUUAGCUUUUGCUGCUGUCCAUCCAGGGCCCAUUUAAUCCACUGACUCCUCCUUCCUCUGGGAUCUGGCAACAGCAACAUCAGGCUCAAGUUCCUGGACUCUCCCGCUUCUCUUUAUCAGCCUUAGAUCUGUUUGCUGGAUUGUUCCCAAAUCAGAUACCUUUCCCGGGACAGGUCAGUUUUGCCCAAGUUCACUGCGGCCAGCUGGACCCCUCACAGCCUCAAACACUACCGCAAACACAACAGGGCCCUAAUCACCCUAAUCACAUGAUACCUUUUGUAUUCUCCUUCAAAUUGCCUGAAGAGCAGGCCCAGGUACCAUUUUACACACAAUUUGAAUAUACCCCACAACAAGCAGAACCUGUUAUGCAAGGAAGACAGCAGCAACUGGACUUUGAUCCUCUCACAGGCACAGCUCCUGAAACUGACAUUACGCCAGUAGGAGGAGUGAUAUCAUAUUUACCAAAAGAACUUGCAAACUUUAGGCAUGCCAGUGCAGGAAUUUUCAUGCCUUCAACUUCACUAAACCCCACCACAACCAUUUUUUUCCCUUCUGCUAUAGACCCAAUUAUUGUCCCAGAGUUCACUUAUAAAAAAGUAGAGUAA
Messenger RNA from Orycteropus afer afer, 696 nucleotides. NCBI's taxonomy places the organism in Eukaryota, Metazoa, Chordata, Mammalia, Tubulidentata, Orycteropodidae. The record is from RefSeq and is a predicted model, not a curated record.